Molecule: messenger RNA, 3006 nt
Organism: Amoebophrya sp. A25
Lineage: Eukaryota; Dinophyceae; Syndiniales; Amoebophryaceae
Source: the annotation of a GenBank genome assembly
AGUUCAACGGGAAUUUUUGGUUCGUACACUUGAUCCCUAUGAUUACUAUUCAAUAAAUGUGAUGAUAAUAAAAUGUGGUACCAACGAGCUACAGAAACUUCCUAUUUUUUUAUGACCAGAUGUAUAAUGAAUCGUCCACCUUGAAAAUGUUUUAUUGUCAACUCAUUGGUUCAUGAUCAUCGUCUCGUCAUGAUUUUUCUUUUUGGAAUCCGAGAAGAAGUAGUCUCCCUGUGUCUGGUCGAAGAUCAAGAUGCAGUAUCCUGCUGCGUUGAUCGUGUGCGAUCUCGGGGAGGAUCGCCUCGAGGACCUGCGCGAGGUGCUCAGAGAGGCUCAGUACGCCACUGUCACACACGUCGAUAGCACGGAGAAGGCAGCGGAGCUGGUGCAGCGUAACUUUUACGAUGCGGUAAUCUCAAAGUUGGGACGCGAGCGGCAGCCAGGCUUAAAUGGCAAUGCCUUGUUGCAGACGGUUCAGCGCGCGCACCGCGGCCGCUGUUUCUUCCUCGUCUGGUCACUCAGUGCGCAGAGCGACGCCGCCAUGCGAUGGAACUUGGCUCUCAAUUUGCGGCUUGCCUUGAUAUUGUUUUCUUCUUUCUGUUCUCUGAUGAAGAAAUGCUCAGGUAACUCUACCUCGUCUAGGAGGAUUUGAGUAAUUGUACGUUUUUUUGCACUCUACUUCUCUCUGCUUCAAAGCUUUUUGUUCUACUUCGGAGCGGCGGCUGUUCUUCUUCUUACUCUUCUUCUAAACUUUGGCGCACACAUGGUCAGCUUCGACAUGUCAGCGAUUCGAACUGCCCUAGGACGUGUAGCGAGUGUCCGUCUUUCGUCCAUGGCAGCGACUGGUACUUUUGCAGCAGUUGCUGGUGGUAAUGCUACCUCUUCGUCCUCUGCAAACAACGCUCUCUCGUCACAAGCCGACGACCCUAUGACAGGACCUCCCGAAAGUGCUUCGACGCAGAGCCAACAAGUACAUCAUGUUGAACCAAUGGCAGGGAAAGGGGUCAGCGCUACUCCUAGUAGUAGUAGUACUGCAACCAUCGACACUACUACAUGUAUAGCGGUACCGACAACACCAAAAUCUGGGACUUCGACUUUUCCAACAAUGACAGCACCACUCUACUCGUGUCCCUUCUGCGGCCUAAGGGACUUGACGGAAGAUGGCCUGUGGAGGCAUAUGCCCUUGUACCACAUAAACGCGAGGCCUUCAAUUAUGCUUAAUCCUCGGGUUUGCUCUUUUACAAAUUAUCAUUUUCUACUUGAAAGUCAUGUACGUAGUUUCAGGAAUUUCCCUUAGCAAAAGAGUGAAGAUCACUCACUUCCAUUGAAGUGCGGCAGUGUUGGACAUUCACGACUAGGAUGAGGAUGAGAAAUUGAACCUCAUUAUAUCAGAGUAGUUUAUAGCACGCAUGGUGCAUGGAGGGCAUGGAGCGCAGAGCUUUAAGGGGCGCAAGAAGCUCCCCCUUUAGCUCCAUGCUACUCCAUGUGGUCCAUGCACUCCAUGCCAUGCGAGCAGUGAAACCUUAUAAAUUGCUCUGUUAUAUAAAUUUUUGAAAUGUCGCUUAGAUGCGCGAUCUUUUGUACCUACUGUUCUCUCCGCUUCCGAGCUUAUUAAAAUGAAAUUUUAUUCUGUGAAAAGCAUAAAGCAUUGGUGACAGGCUCUACUGGAAUAUUAAAUUAGUACUGUGAUGUCUGUGAUAUUGAUUGGAGUUUCUGUGAUCAUGGUUGGAGUCUUUGAACUUUUCGCUUUAAAAUUUUGCGUUCUGGUAAAGCAUUGCCCAAUAUGCAGAUUGCCGGAGGUGGAGAACAUGCAGGUGCAUAUCCGAAACGCGCAUGGUCCGUGCAGGCGCGGUGAGGUGCAUUCAGAGUUUUCAGAGCGUCCGCCAAUGCUAAACGCUUUUGCGCUAGUGGUACUUACUUUCAUUUUUAGAGUUCGUUGUACAUAAGAAAAUAGAUCUAGAUCAUAAUGAAAAAUUACAUUUUAUUAUAUCCAAGAUACCAUCUUCCAAAUCCAACUCGUUCAAUAUGUUUUUUUUCGUUCUUUUCCUAGUUAGGUUGGCUCCACCACUACCAUUCAAUAGGUAUGCAUCCAUCGUGGGAAGAUUUUGCUGGUGCAGGAGUUCGCGUCCUCUGGGUUCUGGUUGCCUGGCGGACGUGUGGACGCGGGAGAAGACUUGAAAGCAGCAGCGACGCGAGAGACAUUAGAAGAGGCUGGCGUCGCUGUUGAAAUCACUGGCGUCUUACAGGUUCAAUACCGUGUGCCGCGACCUGGCAGCGUGCGCUUACGCGUGAUCUUCUUUGCGCGACCCAUUCUACCGUCUGACCCCAGACAUACUAGAAGCAGGACCAGCAGUGGCGGCAACUUUGUCGAGCUCUUACCGAUAGAAAGCAUAGGUCUAGGGUCAUCUUCAAGACAGCAUAGCGGAGAGCAGCAGUCUGCGAGUACUGGAGGAGUGACGGAUUAUGUCUGUCCCCCAAAUUCUACACCUGCGGGCAGCAGUACGAUGAAUCUGCAACUAGGAAGGGAUCACCACCAGUUAUUCCACCAAAACGCGACUUCUGCAUUAACAACUACAGCUGGCGAACAAGUAGUUGUACAGCAAGGUGUAGCUGCUACAUCAACGGCCGCCACAGGAGGUGGUACGACACCAACCUCCGCGAGUAGUCAAGAAGUGAUCCCGAAAACACUGCCCGAUUACGAGAGCGCGGGUGCGGUGUGGGUUGCUCUGGACAAAAUGGACUCGCUAGUGUAUCGCGGCAGUGAGCCUCUGUACUGGGCAAAUUAUCUGCGGAAUAAAGGCACAAUCUUUCCUGUCAGUGUGCUGUCUGGGAAAGAAAACUAACAGGCGAAGGCUCUCGUCUUCCUUGCUCUGCUUGUAAUGAGACUUGUACUAGUUUCUCCUCGGAUGUGAACUCUAUUUAUUCAAUUUGCAUUUUUGUGCUUUGACAUUCGCAUUCCUGCUAAGUCCACACGCAUGGCGUAGUCGCCGACUUAUGAUUAUAUCGAGC